CUCCCGCCCCCCUCGUUUCAGAGCGCUGGCUGGCUAAGUCCCUCCCGCGCCGGCUUCUCGUCCCACUAGGAGCAGCUCAGUGCAGCGGGGACAGGGCGAAGCGGUCUGCGCCCACGGAGCGCACGUCUCUGUUCGCCACGCAGCGCUACCCUUGCCCCCCACGGCUGCCCACUCCAGACGUCCAACGGCUCCGCGCGCGCACGAUGCCCUCGGCCACCAGCCACAGCGGAAGCGGCAGCAAAUCGUCGGGACCGCCGCCGCCGUCGGGUUCCUCCGGGAGUGAGGCGGCGGCCGGGGCAGCUGCGCCGGCUUCUCAGCAUCCGGCAACCGGCACCGGCGCGGUCCAGACCGAGGCCAUGAAGCAGAUUCUCGGCGUAAUCGACAAGAAACUUCGGAACCUGGAGAAGAAAAAGGGUAAACUUGAUGAUUACCAGGAACGAAUGAAUAAAGGGGAAAGACUCAAUCAAGAUCAGCUGGAUGCCGUAUCUAAGUACCAGGAAGUCACAAAUAAUUUGGAGUUUGCAAAGGAAUUACAGAGGAGUUUCAUGGCAUUAAGUCAAGAUAUUCAGAAAACAAUAAAGAAGACAGCACGUCGGGAACAGCUUAUGAGGGAAGAAGCAGAACAGAAGCGCUUAAAAACUGUGCUUGAGUUACAGUAUGUAUUGGAUAAGCUGGGAGAUGAUGAUGUGAGAACGGAUCUGAAACAAGGUUUGAGUGGAGUGCCAAUAUUGUCUGAAGAGGAGUUGUCCUUGUUGGAUGAAUUCUACAAGCUAGUAGACCCUGAGCGCGACAUGAGUUUAAGGUUAAAUGAGCAGUAUGAACAUGCCUCCAUUCACUUGUGGGAUUUGCUGGAAGGGAAAGAAAAGCCUGUAUGUGGAACAACCUAUAAAGCUCUAAAGGAAAUUGUUGAGCGUGUUUUUCAGUCAAACUACUUUGACAGCACUCACAAUCAUCAAAAUGGGUUGUGUGAGGAGGAAGAGGCAGCUUCAGCACCUACAGUGGAAGACCAGGUUGCUGAAGCUGAACCUGAGCCAACGGAAGAAUACACAGAGCAAAGUGAGGUUGAAUCAACAGAGUAUGUCAAUAGGCAGUUCAUGGCAGAAACACAGUUCAGCAGUGGUGAGAAGGAACAAGUGGAUGUAUCAGCACAACCUAUGAACCCUUCCCAAAACAUGGAUAUGCCUCAGCUGGUUUGCCCUCAGGUUCAUUCUGAAUCUAGACUUGCCCAAUCUAAUCAAGUUCCUGUACAACCAGAAGCCACACAGGUUCCUUUGGUUUCAUCCACAAGCGAGGGAUAUACAGCAUCUCAACCCUUGUACCAGCCGUCUCAUGCUACAGAGCAGCGGCCACAAAAGGAGCCAAUUGAUCAGAUACAGGCAACAAUAUCUUUAAAUACAGACCAAACUACAGCAUCAUCAUCCCUUCCUGCUGCUUCUCAUUAUAACCAGAGUUUUUCCAGUCAGCCUCACCAAGUGGAACAAACAGAGCUUCAACAAGACCAGUUGCAAACAGUGGUUGGCACGUACCAUGGAUCCCAGGACCAGCCUCAUCAAGUGCCUGGUAACCACCAGCAGCCCCCCCAGCAGAACACUGGCUUUCCACGGAGCAGUCAGCCUUAUUACAACAGCCGUGGUGUAUCUCGAGGAGGGUCUCGUGGUGCCAGAGGCUUGAUGAAUGGAUACAGAGGCCCUGCCAAUGGAUUUAGAGGAGGAUAUGAUGGUUACCGCCCUUCAUUCUCGAACACUCCAAACAGUGGUUAUACACAGUCUCAGUUCAGUGCUCCCCGGGACUACUCUGGCUACCAGCGGGAUGGAUAUCAGCAGAAUUUCAAGCGAGGCUCUGGGCAGAGUGGACCACGGGGAGCCCCACGAGGUCGUGGAGGGCCCCCAAGACCCAACAGAGGGAUGCCGCAAAUGAACACUCAGCAAGUGAAUUAAUGUGAUACACAGGAUUAUGUUUAAUCGCCAAAAACACACUGGCCAGUGUACCAUAAUAUGUUACCAGAAGA
This is a messenger RNA of Mastomys coucha (southern multimammate mouse), 2008 nucleotides long. RefSeq names its product cell cycle associated protein 1 (gene Caprin1). Lineage: Eukaryota; Metazoa; Chordata; Mammalia; Rodentia; Muridae. Gene Ontology annotation, molecular function: RNA binding. The record is from RefSeq and is a predicted model, not a curated record. Bases 204 to 1937 code for a protein of 577 amino acids. The transcript has 18 exons. Gene Ontology annotation, cellular component: cytoplasm.